UCGUACGCCAAAGCAUAACCGUGUUCGUCAUGAAAUCCCAAACGAUAAUCAAAACUCCGCCUAAUUUUCGAAAACCAAACUUAGGGGGUUACAAAAGCAAGAGCACUGGCAUCGAAUACUACCAUGCUAGUACUCAAACCGUGAACCAAAACGCUCAGAAUCGCAACAACAAAGACUGUGUUAGCCGACGAAUUCAAGUGACUCCAAAGUGGAACAAAUAUCAACAGACCCCGGUUGAAUGUGGAAGCCAAACAACGGAGAUUCCCUCCUAUAAAGACGUCUUAAUGGAACCCUCGUUAACCUAUCAAACAGCGGAAGAGCUCAUCGCUGAACAAGAAGUCAAGAUUGUGGUGAUUCAAAAAGCAGUCCGGCGAUGGCUCAAAGCCAAGCGCGUUUUGCAAGCCAAAUCCGUCCUCGAAGAUCACGACCUCCAAUCCCUCGUGAGUUCAUCGUCAUCCUUAACAUCUGAUCGAGGUUCCGGACAGGAUGACCAAGAACCGUCGGGAGAGCUCACCGAAUACGAACAAAUGCUUCUGGAUCAACAGAGGCGACUAGAGGAGGAAAAGGCCAAAAGCAAGGCCAAAGAAGCCGACUUUGUGGCUCGGACUCGAAAAGCCAAACAAGUCGUGGCCCAAGCCAUGGCCAUGGCCAGAGAAGCUGCAGAAUUGGAUCGAGAUCGGAAGACAGCCCAAGAGCUCCAAGUCAGGAAUGUGCUUCUCAAAGCUGGUCAACCUCGAUUGUGGCCGACAAAUUCGCGACAAGGAACGAUUCGAGUGGAAACGCCCAGCACGCUUAAGGCCAAGGAGUUUGUUCAAGUGUUUGAGCAAUUACAAAACGAAAGCCAUAUCGAAGGAUUAGAUCGGCUAAGAGCCUUCAAAAAUGUCGCCCAAACUCUGGAAUCUCAUUCUCACGAACGCGUUGUCAAGAACCUGAUGAAGUUGAUCGACCGGGAGACGUUUUUGAUCGAGAGGCAGAUCCGUCCCAAAAAUUUGCAAGGGUUGCGGAAACGAAUCAUAUCGGAAUAUUCUAGAAUCAUUCGAUCGCCCAAAUUCAACCCCGAAAUCCAACGUUUCAGUGAAAGUGUCCCUUUGGUUUGUGAAGAAUCCAGCUUGAAAAGUGUUCAUGGAUUCGGUUUGCAAUUUUGCUUUGGCUGUCGCAAGCAUUUGGCCCGGAUCAAGUUCCCGCUGAGUAUCGUGACCAAUCGAUGCAAAGCCUGCGAAAGGUUGGAUCUCAAGGCUCGAUUGAAACAAGACCCCGCGCCCUACAAAGUCAUUUUUGAUUCCAUUAAAAUGACGGAAGAGGCCCUCAACGGUAUCAACUCGCCCAUAUUCCAAUUACAGGAAUCAGACGUUCGUUAUAUUGUGGAUCAUUUCUGGAACUGCCAGUCAACCUUGAGUGGAGAUGAUCAGAUCAAUAACCUACGAUUAAUCCGAUGGAACAUGGAUUUGGAGUGGUCCCCCUGGAAUUGUGUUCUGCUGACUAUCAAGGAAGCGGAAGUUCACCAGAGCAUAGCUAAUCCAUAUGAGACGUAUGGGCCGCUUUUAUUGGCCAAAAUUCGCCAGCGUCAAACGAGUGCCAGAAGGCACUUUUCGAAGCAACCCAUCUUGGAUAAGUACUUCACCAAAGGUUGUCUGGUCAUAUCUGGUGCCAUAAACUCCAGCAGCUUGUCCGAAGAACCUUGAGACAUGAUUCCUCACAGAAUAUUCUACUCAAUCUCAGGAUCAUCCCUUUCCUAGUGCCAAUUGACCUUUUAUUCCACGGCCGGAACACAACUUGGCAUUACAAUCAUAACCAAACGGGCUUAAAUCAAUUAUUUUUUCAUUAUUCGUCCACUAAUGAACUAGAUCAACUCAGAUUCUAAAAUCAAACAAGAUUGACUGCUCUUUACCAAAAGUCAUCGUCAUCUCCGAAGGAACUGAAAUCGUCGUCAUUGUCAUCAUCACCACUCCCAUUGCUGCCCAACUCGUCUUCAUCGCUGAAGGGGGAACCUCCCCCAGAAGAUCGGGAGGUCACUGGGUUGGGACGCAUUGUGGGUCGGUUGGUCACGGGUUUCUCUGGAAGAAACCAAUUGUUGUCCGAAUCGAAAGGCGGGCGAGCAGAAGGUGGGGGCAAGGUCUCUUCCGGACCCCAAUCCCACCCCCCGCCAAUACUGGCCCCCGUGGUGGUGCGGUAAGGAGGCUUCGUCGGCCCGGCAUUAUUCUGAUUGUUGCCGUACCAGCUGUUGAUAGUUUGUGGAUAGAAGUCUUGUCCAAAUGGAGGUCUGUCGGUCUUGGGACCACCCCCCGCCGAUGGGAGUCCGGUGGGUGGAGGAUUCCGAGGUCGGCCUUCUCUGAGCACGUCCAGGAUCAUGCUCUGCUCUUCAGUGGACAAUUCAUACCAAAUGUUAUCAUCGGGAUAGAGUCUUUUUCCUGGGGCGCCAUUGUAGUCGAGAUGGUUGAAGUAGCACAUACAUCCACCGGGCGUGCACCGACCCCCACCCAAGAGCCUCAACCGACACGACAUGUAGCAAUAGCGCCUUUCACAACUCGCCACGACGUUGAUGGUGGGUCUUGGGGGAUAACCCAGUAUAUUUUGGGCACGGACGGAAGUCAAAUCGAUGACCGGUCCCGAAUCAUAGGGCAAACUAGGCUUAGGUCGAAACAACUCCGGAUAAUGGUGGCGGGCGUAAUCUUCCAGGGCAUGUGUGGGGGCGGCAAAGGCUUGAUUAAUCUCGAUUUGCCUCUCAAGAUUUAUGGCUUUCAUGGCAUCCAUCGAGAUCCAUGGCGAUUUCCAUACCAUCCGGGAGUCGUAGGGUUUUUGCCAUUGAACAGGACUGUUCGGAGGACCUCGCCAAAUAUUUGGAUAGCCUCGUAUGUUGCUUGGAGGAUAGUCUAGGCCCCCAUUUGGAUAAUAGGCCUCAGAGUGUCCUGUUCAAAAAAUGACCAAUCAUUAGCAAGGUUUUUUUCAGCCAUGUGAGAGAUCAUACCUGUUGGCAAUUGGAACACGGUGAGGAAAAGAAUGAGAUACUCUGAGAUGGUGCCAAGUAACAGCAUGUUGAACCCGCAAUUCGACCCUUUGUUUUAGAUUAAAGCACUCAAUCCAAACUGAUCUGUAUAUGAAUAUGUCUCUCCCUCUCUCUCUUGCAUUCGAAGCCAUCCAACAACGAAGAUUGUCGACCUUCCCAAUUACAUAUUUGCCUUGCGAACGAAAUAUUGGCGAACACCUCUCAUCAAAGCAGCGCCAACAACGAGAAUCUCAACAGAGGAGAGCUUGAUUACUUUGAUGACGAUAGCCGAUGAGUGACCUCGUUUUGGAAUUUGAACUCAAAGCUCAAAGUAGUGCAGGCACUGGCGGUUAUGGCUCCAGAGCAUCCAAAAGAUAAUGAUGCUUGACUUGGCAGACAAGCGUACGUUCAAGCUCACAUUUGGAACUCGGAUGAGUCCUUCUUUCUUCUCCUCCUCUCUCGCUUCUCAAAAAGGAGAUUGGUCUUCAAAUACUCAAAUAAAGUACACACUUUGAGGAUCCAGAAUGUUAAUCUUAUACUAACAUGUCUGAUUAUGAAUGCGAAUUCUUUGCCUGCAUGUGAUUCCAUGAGCCUUAGUAAAUCUUCCAUGGCAUGAGUUCGAAGAUAACAAAAUCUGGAGCCGAAAUAAAGAUUUCGUGCGAAGUGGGUUCUUUGAGAGGAGGGGAUCGCUCUCACCACAAAUUGUUCACCUUCGAAGUUUGUACCCAACAAACUCGAAAUUUUGUUCAUUUCACGAAAGUGAUCAAUAUCGAUACCCAGGAUGGGUCACGUGGCUUUGUGAAUAACUGCGCAGUGCGCAGGUGUGCUAAAACUUUGAUAUAUAAAUAUUCGAUAUUCUUUGAGAUUUCAGGAAAGACAUGGUGGAGAAUGACGAGUAAUUGAUUUUGCCAGGAUUCAUAUUCGAAAGGAUCUGUCUCAUUCGGCAUACAUAUCUUCGUAUGUUGAUUAACAGGGUCAAAACACACGAGUCUUGUUCAUGGAUUGGUGUCAUGAUUAACAGUCUCGAAGCAAAGUAGUUCUACUAACAUUGGACAUUCAUAUUGGAGUAGAUUGAAAUAUUAUGCAAUUGAGACGCUUCAACAAGAAUCAUUCACAAACACUUCUGCUACUGAAUAGGGUGUUACUUCAUGGCAAUUUCAGUUCUUGGCUGACAGCUGAGGCAACCUUGGCUUUGAAGACUUGAGCACGUGCAGAAGUUCAGAGAAGGCCGAGAGAAAUGGGGGGAAAGCAUUUACCUCAAGCAAAUGAGAAAACAAAUCUAUUCAUUCUUUGGUGGAUGCGAACUGAAGUUGCCAAGUUUUCCUUGCCCUUAUGCACUAUCAAAACAAUAUUGGAUCCUGCCCUCCAUUGCGCCCUAAGUGUGUAAAAGUAAUGACCAAGCAAUUGCUUCCGUUCCCUUUAGGCUCAUCUUGAAUAACGGCUCAUAUCGUAAAAUAUCUGAUCAUUCAAUGAAUUUCAAGAUCAGUUAGUCACCACAAAUUCUCUCAUUCUCACAGUGAACCUUUGAUCUGAUAGAUAUAGAUCACAGGCUCCAGCAAGCCCAUGUAUCAUUUUCAAAUUGUAUCCAAUUGGGAAGCACCACAUUGUGCGCAAGAUUUUGAGCAGUGUCAUUAAAGAAAAGCAACUCAAUGGAAUCCUGGAGUGCUCCCAUUUUCAAGCAGCCCUUCCAAGGGACCCGAUUUCAACAGGGCGACGACGCCCAAUUCAGUGCAGUGAUUUCAGCCGAGCCAGAUCCGGAAGUGUCGUGGGCUAAAAACGGAAGUAGGAUCCCCCCCAAUCAUCCCAAGUACCAGAUUGCACACAAUCCUUCGACGGGACUGACCCUUCUGAUGAUCCGAGAGUUUGGACCAGGGGACGAAGGUCAAUACACAUUGACAGCCAAGAAUCCUUAUGGUCAGAUUACAGCCACCCUCAAUCUCAACCCCGAUCCGACAGUCACCCGCUCCAAAGCUAUUUCCAAUCUGAGGAUGCAGAUCCACAAGCAUCAUCAGCAACCGGUGGCGAAUACUUAUUAACCAUUAUUUUCAAUAUGAAGCAAUAUAUUUUAAUUUCAGUUGUG
Molecule: messenger RNA, 5063 nt
Organism: Tigriopus californicus
Lineage: Eukaryota; Metazoa; Arthropoda; Copepoda; Harpacticoida; Harpacticidae
Product: IQ and ubiquitin-like domain-containing protein
Exons: 8
Coding region: 30-1682 (550 amino acids)
Source: RefSeq, a predicted model, not a curated record